Bubalus bubalis (water buffalo) is the source of this 10658-nucleotide messenger RNA. It is a transcript of the gene LPIN1, whose product is annotated as lipin 1. Gene Ontology annotation, cellular component: nucleus; mitochondrial outer membrane. Gene Ontology annotation, molecular function: phosphatidate phosphatase activity; transcription coactivator activity. The record is from RefSeq and is a predicted model, not a curated record. Lineage: Eukaryota; Metazoa; Chordata; Mammalia; Artiodactyla; Bovidae. Gene Ontology annotation, biological process: positive regulation of transcription by RNA polymerase II; cellular response to insulin stimulus; triglyceride biosynthetic process.
GGAUGGAUUCGAAAUGUCUGGUCUUCAAACAUUAAUGCUCAGACCAUGAACUACGUCGGGCAGCUGGCGGGCCAAGUGUUCGUCACUGUGAAGGAGCUCUACAAGGGGCUGAACCCCGCCACCCUAUCGGGAUGCAUCGACAUCAUUGUGGUCCGCCAGCCCAAUGGGAGCCUGCAGUGUUCCCCUUUCCACGUGCGCUUCGGGAAGAUGGGGGUCUUGCGCUCCCGGGAGAAGGUGGUUGACAUAGAAAUCAACGGGGAAUCUGUGGAUUUGCACAUGAAACUGGGAGAUAAUGGAGAAGCAUUUUUUGUUCAAGAGACUGAUAAUGAUCAGGAGGUGAUCCCCAUGUACUUGGCCACCUCCCCGAUCCUGUCGGAAGGAGCCUCGAGGAUGGAGUCCCAGCUGAAGAGGAACUCCGCAGAUCGGAUAAGAGGCCUGGAUGCCAACACGUCAGCCCAGGUCUCCCCUCCCAGUGAGACCCCAUCGAGUGGCUCUUUAGUGAAGAAGCGCAGGAAGAGGAGGAGGAAGUCACAGCUGGACAGCCUGAAAAGGGACGAGAACAUGAAUACGUCCGAGGAUGAAGACAUGUUCCCCAUAGAGAUGAGCUCGGACGAGGAGGCCGAGCCGCUGGACAGCAGUAGAAUUCUUCCUGAUGAUAUACCUCCAUUCCAAGAAGAUGUCCCUAAAGAGAGCCAUUCCCCUGUCAUGACUUACCCUCAGUCAGCCUCUUACCCUAAUUCCGACAGAGAGUGGUCACCCAACGCCAGCCUGGUAGAUUGCAGGAGGCCCCCCCCUCAUCUGGCAGUUGCGGCCGAGGGCGGUCUUUCUAGCUCUUGCCCUCCACAGUCUUCCCACUUCCACGCUUCGGAAAGUCCUUCAGUUUCCCGACCCUCAACACCUAAAAGUGAUUCAGAACUGGUCAGCAAAUCUGCGGAUAGGACAAUUCAGAAGAAUAAUCUAGAAAUGCUCUGGCUCUGGGGAGAACUGCCCCAAGCCACAAAGUCCUCGCCACACAAGAUGAAAGAGUCCAGCCCGUUGAACAGCAGGAAAAUCUGUGAUAAAAUGCACUUCCAAGCCAUCCACAGUGAAUCUUCAGAUGCGUUCAGUGACCAGUCGCCAACACUGGUCAGGGCAUCUCCGGUGCAGCCACUGCUGGAGCAGAACAAGCCGCAGACAGAGAUACAGUUUGUGAACGAAGAGGACGUUGAGGCCUUGGGAGCAGCGGCCCCACCUUUACCCAUGAUCGAGGAGCCCAAAGCCCCUUCUGCCAACACUGCCCCAGUAGCUGCAAGCAAGACAGACUCACCUUCCAGGAAAAAGGACAAACGAAGCCGACACCUGGGGGCUGACGGCGUCUACUUAGAUGACCUCACAGACAUGGAUCCCGAAGUUGCCGCCCUGUAUUUCCCCAAAAACGGAGACCCUUCUGGGCUCACGAAACCCACCAGCGACAACGGAGCCCGCUCCGCCAACCAGUCCCCUCAGUCCGUGGGCAGCUCUGGCGUCGAUAGCGGCGUGGAGAGCACGUCGGACGGCCUGAGGGACCUGCCGUCCAUCGCCAUCUCCCUGUGCGGGGGCCUCAGCGACAACCGGGAGAUCACCAAAGAUGCAUUUUUGGAACAGGCUGUGUCAUAUCAGCAGUUUGCGGACAACCCUGCUCUCAUUGAUGACCCCAAUCUCGUGGUGAAGAUCGGAAAUAAAUACUAUAACUGGACCACAGCGGCGCCUCUGCUCCUGGCCAUGCAGGCCUUCCAGAAACCAUUGCCAAAGGCCACGGUGGAGUCUAUCAUGAGGGAUAAGAUGCCCAGAAAGGGAGGAAGAUGGUGGUUUUCAUGGAGGGGAAGAAACACCACAAUCAAAGAGGAAAGUAAGCCAGAGCAGUGCCUGGCGGGAAAGAGCCACAGCACCGGGGAGCAGCCGUCACAGCUGGGCAUGGCCACCAGAAUAAAGCAUGAGUCAUCCUCUAGUGAUGAGGAGCAUGCAGCCGCCAAGCCAUCCAGCACAAGCCACCUCCCCCUGUUGUCCAGCGUCAGCUACAAGAAGACCCUGCGCCUCACGUCAGAGCAGCUGAAAAGCCUGAAGCUGAAGAACGGCCCGAACGACGUGGUGUUCAGUGUCACCACGCAGUACCAGGGCACGUGCCGCUGCGAGGGCACCAUCUACUUGUGGAACUGGGACGACAAGGUGGUCAUCUCUGACAUUGAUGGGACCAUCACUAGAUCAGAUACUCUCGGGCACAUUUUGCCCACCCUGGGGAAGGAUUGGACCCACCAGGGCAUCGCCAAGCUGUACCAUAAAGUGAGCCAAAAUGGGUACAAGUUUCUGUACUGCUCGGCGCGGGCCAUCGGCAUGGCAGACAUGACGCGGGGCUACCUGCACUGGGUCAACGAGCGCGGCACGGUGCUGCCCCAGGGCCCGCUGCUGCUCAGCCCGAGCAGCCUCUUCUCCGCCCUGCACAGGGAAGUGAUCGAAAAGAAGCCAGAGAAGUUUAAAGUCCAGUGUUUGACAGACAUCAAAAACCUGUUUUUCCCAAACACAGAACCCUUCUAUGCUGCUUUUGGAAACCGACCAGCUGAUGUGUACUCGUACAAGCAAGUGGGAGUGUCUCUGAACAGGAUAUUCACGGUGAACCCCAAAGGAGAGCUCGUGCAGGAACAUGCCAAGACCAACAUCUCCUCGUACGUGAGACUCUGCGAAGUCGUCGACCACGUCUUCCCCUUGCUGAAAGGAGCCACUCUUCUGACUUCCCCUGCUCGGACACCUUCAGUAACUUCACCUUUUGGAGAGAGCCACCGCCACCCUUUGAAAACCAGGAUGUUCAUUCUGCAUCAGCCUAGAAGGUUCCCGGCCACCCCCUCCUGACAUCCCGUGAAAACUGGGCAAUCCCAUUAAAGGAUAGGUUUGGGGACGUGCAGUCAUUUGCUUAAGAGCAGAGAGGAUCGAGGAGGGGGUUUCCCCUCCCUGCCCCAACUCUGGGGUUGUCAUUUCUAAGUAACAUGCGAAGGGUGUCUGUCUCUGGGGGGGCAUCGGCUGACCCCCUGGUGUGGAGGCCGUGCCCUGCUGCCCUCUGCAGCCCAGUCCAGGCUGGGAGUGGUUAGUGUGCAAGAUGGGUUGUGAACCCCGGGGGUCCUUGGGAUGACGAGAUCCAGGGAGGGGCGCCAUGUGUGCAGGACUUCCGGGAGAGUGGGGGACACAUUGCCACGUGGUGGUUUGUGCCAUGGCUGCUGCACGCUGCAGGAGGGCUGUGCAGGGUCCUGUGAACUGGAUCUGAGGUCUCGGGAGGGACUCCAGACCUCCCUUUGCUGGGCCUUGACCUUGCGGAUGUCCCUUUGCGAUGUUUGCUGACUGGUCAAAUGUUUGGCUAAGUUCUCUCAUUCCUCCAGUUAAAGCUAACUUAUAUAAACUGGCACAUUUCCCCCCAUUUUUUUGCGGCAUGAGGCUGGAAUGUUUAUGCCUUAACGCAUCCGUGGCAGACAUUUUAUGUAGAAUGUGCUUUGGCUAGCUCCCUGUGACUCUGCAAUGCCUUAAGUUCAGAUUAUAGGAAAUAACUAUCAAGGCAGUAUUUCGAAUUAGUUCGACACUCUGCCAGCAACCUAGCCUGCAAGGUGCUGCUGAAAAUGGGGGCUCGAACAGAGCUUAUGCCAAAUGGUGAUGGUGUCACUUUCUUUCUUGAGCUCUCAACAGAAACUGGUUGGUUUUAGGAAAAGCAGUUUGUAAAAGUUAAAUUAUAUAUUCUUUGUAGAUAGUGUUAUUUAUUACUUUACUCUGGGGUUACUGUUAAUAAGCAUUUUAGCCAUAAUCUAUUAUAACUGUCAGUAAUACAUUAAAAAGAUAUAUGUGUUAGAUCAUCCAAAGAGCCUUAUUCUGUAAUCCUCACCACGCUGACUUUCUUUUGGAAUUUAUGAGUAAUACUUUUUAUUUCCCUUCGUUUUUCUCACUCAGAUUAAGGGCAAGUGGGUCAGCAAUUAUUUGAAUGACAUUCUUCAGGCUGGUAGAAGAUGAUCUUUUACUUGUUUAUUAAAUUGGCUCCUGGAGAGAAUAAUUUGAAAAGUGAAAAAAUUAUUUUGGUGAAAGAUUUUGCUUUACUUUUUGAGCUAUUAUUUUUUUUAAAGAGUGUUUUACUCCAUUGAUUGAAAUGCUCUUCUAUUUAAAUUGCAUGGUUAGAGUCAUAGGAGGCAAACAGUGAAACAGCUGAGGCAAUUCUACUCUUUCUAUGAAAGAAAAUCCUUUCUUGUAAUUGGUGGGCUUUGCUGCAAUGGAUGCCCUCCUGAGUGGUCCAUGUGGCCACACAGGAAACACCAACGCCUGUGCGUAGCUAAUCGCAGAUUUGCACGGAAGCAUGAUCCACAUGUGGAGAUCCCUUUUUUGGAGGCAUUAAAAACAAUUUAAAAUAAUCCUGCCUUACCUUGGGCUUGCUCAUUAGUGACGUUCGGAGGCUGCACUCAUUCUUUCUGUCUCAAGGGUAUUUUGGGGUGAAUUUUAACUGCUCUGAACCGAGUAUCAGCUCACAGGUCUGCAGAGGCUGGCCCAGUUUCUCCCUUGCCCUGGGAGGAAUUUGGCCUUGGCCCUGGGUCACCUGUCCCUCGUGGUGAGUGCCCUUCAUCAGGAUGACCAGCUGCUGAGAGCAUGCAACUUGGAUGUACCCUAAGCUUCCACACCACUGCCCUCUGAAACAGAGCGCACCUUCCAGAAAGUUACAACGUCAGGUUUGUGUCAAAAUCAGAGCGUGAUAACCCCGGAGAGGCUGUAACUUUCAUAUCUACCUUGUGGGCUUUUGAAAAUCAGAUUUGUGCCUGGGAAGCACUCACUUGCAUGCGUGCGCUGGUUUAAUCAAUGUUCACACACCCAGAACUCUGUGACCCCAUGGCCAUGGGCUAGGAUGCUGUGUUUGGACCACACAUUUCAAAGCUGCCCAAUGGAAACGAAUCCCUCCAUAGUGACAGGUCAUCAAACGUUCAUCACACGUGAUGGAGAAAAAUGUACAUCCCGGAUACACUGGGGAAAAUGAUGAUAACUUCAAAGAGAAUUCCCUUUUCCAUUUUAGGUUUGGGAUCGCCAUUUUAAAUAUAUUUUAUUUACAACACUUGAUCUGUAUUUGUAUAUGCUGGUACAAUGAUAAAAAAAAUCAUUGUAAUCCUUGAUUGCAUUGUCCUGGAUGCAGAGCUAGUAUAUAUUGUAAUAAAUGAGACCAAUGAAAGACUUCCCUGAAAGCCAGGUGUGUGAAUUUUAGUUUUUGAUAAGUUAUUAAGUUAUUGAUUUCCUGUUGUGUGAUAUCAAGCAUACUAUUUUAUUUUCUACUUAAAAAGCAAAAACCUUAAAGCUUUGAACUGUUCAAUAUUGCAAUAAAAAAAGCCCACCUUUUCUGAUGCCUUUGGUGAAAUCCUGACCCUCUGUGUACACUUGGGAGGGAAAGAGGGUGAAGACAAGAGAGGGCUGGGCUCCCCCCGACCCCGACCCCCUAAGGGCAGGGACUCAUCCCACCUUGAAGGGAGUAACUUAGAAGCAGGGAGAAUUGUGCUAGAUGCUGUAUGUGAGGUAUCUCCCAGGACUCGGCCCAUAAUCGAAGUUUAACGUGUGGCUCUUGCGCAGGCGGGCUGUGUUCUGUGCUCUCGUAUGGGACGUCAGUCAGGUGCAGCCCCAGGAAAGCUCAGGAGAACCAAGCUUAUUACACUUCCAGCUUCUCAGAGUGGGAGGCCACAUGGGAAAACCCCCAGGGUGGUCAGGAGGCAGAAGAGUGAGGGGAGAGCCGAGAACACAGCCUUUAUUGGGGUCUCUGCCCCAAAGGCAGGGCCAGGGGAGCUGCUGAGGACUGCCGGACGUGGCUCAUUUCAGUGGCCUCUAAGCUGUAGGCGUGGCCUUCGGUUGCCUGGUGCCAGGCCCUGGGCUGAUGAGGGCCGAGGACUAGUGCCAACGCUGGUGUAGCAGUGGUGCCAGCCGGACAGAGGAGGCCUGCUCCGGGUCUCGGCAUCAUCUAGUUUGCAUUCCACAGGCAUGCUCUAGCCUGGCCCUCUGCUAUCUCUAAAAAAAUGCCUGGCCAGUCUCUCCUAGCCAGAAAGUUGUUUAGAUCUGUUCACGUGAAACUAUCAUAGCACUGCUAAUCGGCUUUGAACAGUCGAAGUGUUAGUAGCUCAGUCGUGUUCGACUCUUUGCAACCCCAUGGACUGUACCCCCCAGGCUGCUCCUCCAAGAAUACAGGGGUGGGUAGCCAUUCCCUUCUCCAGGGAAUCUUCCUGAUCCAGGAAUCAAACCCAGGUCUCCUGAAUUGCAGGCAGAUUCUUCUUUACCGUUUGAACCACUAGGGAAGCCCUAAUUGGCUAUACUCUAAUAUAAAGUUAAAAGGUUUUUAAAAAGUCACUAAGCGGCAUGAUAUACAUAAAGUAAAAGUAGAGACAGUACAGGUAUCCUUGCCUCAGGUCUACUGUCCACAGUUUUUGGACUUUUUGAACAAAUCAAAACCCUUGACGAGUUCACCCAGAUAACUUGAAAACGGUCAAAAUUCCUACUGAUUUUGCAUAUUGUUGACAUGCCCGGGACAUCCUAUCAGUUUACCUGCAUCAGCCUAAAUGUUUUUGGAAUAAAUGCAAGAAUAUUGGCCCCAAAGAUGGCCACCCAGGGUACCAGGUUAUUUCCUUGUGAAGCCCAGAUCCAAGCAGUUCAUCUGUAGAAUUUAUGCCUGUGCAUCUUAAAAACAAACUGUCAUUUAGCUGAACAUCACAGAUUUAGUCCUACCCUGAAUUCAAAUGGUAUGUGCUUUUCUGGAAUGUGAAUGUUAACUGCAGUCUUGAGCCUGUCCCCACUCCUCUGUGGAACCACUAGGCUAUGCUAUUUCCAUUCAGUUGUGCAGACGGCCCUCACACGUGCAAGGGAAAACCAGUUCGGCAGCUUGCAUUUCCUGAUAUCUCAGCUGUAAUCACCUGAAUAUUUAAAAUACUUCCUACCUUGGUUUUCAAACCCUGACUCACCCCACCAGAUGCACCAGCCCUUUGAGCAGAUGUUGAGCAACACUGACAACCAGCCAGUGACCACUGGGCCUCAGAGUGACCUUUCCUAUAAAACGUAACACAGGCAGCCCUCAUACAAUCCUAAGACAGAAGAAAAGGCGUGGAGGGAGAUAACACAGCAUUAUUAAAAUUAAACCCUGGAACCUGACUUCCUCCUUCCAACAGGAGUGUCGUCACCAGCUGUUCAGGGAGCUUUGUCACAUCAGCCAUCAUUUCGUAUUCAUCUGCCUCCUUUUGAAACGGCACAAAGCACUGCCCUGUUUCUACAGAGCUGGGGGUCAUGGGGGGCGGAUCCUGGCUCUACCCGACAUCUAUGGGCUUCUCUGGUGGCACUAGUGGUAAAGAACCCGCCUGCCAAUGCAGGAGACAUAAGAGACGUGGGUUCGAUUCCUGGGUUGGGAAGAUCCCCUGUGGGGAGCGGGGACAUGGCAACCCACUCCGGUAUUCUUGCCUGGAGAACCCUGUGGACCGAGGAGCUCUCCAGGCUCUAAAAAGAGUCAGACACACUGAAGCGACUGAGCAUGCAUGCACAUGCCAUUUUACUUUAAUCCAGCCGGGUCAGGGCCACAGGAGUUGCUGAGAGAGGACCUCUGGAAAUCCAAUACAGCGGCUCGCCAGAGCCACAAGGUAUCCUGAGCCUUCGAUGCAUAGCCUCUAGCCUCAGCCACCUUCCUGGGCAUUCAUUGCCGUGUCUGCUGGUCCCAGCUGGGAGGAGGCAGUGCCCUCGACCAGGCUGGGCAGCCAGAGUGUGUGUGAACCAGCAGCCGUGGGCUGGGCCCAGAUUUCUGAUGGCUCCCUCCCCCAGCUUGUUGGAGCUUUGAGGUGCUGUCCUGACGCCAGGGAUCUUUUCACUGGUGCAGGAAGUCCAUUCAGGCCUGCAUUGCCUUUAAUGAGUUUUGCAAGCAAGUAGCCUCUUCCGGUGACUCAUUCUGCCUUUUGUGAACCGGAGAUGGUGGUUUUAGGUUUCACUUUGGAAAGUAACCGCGACUUCUGCAGCUUUCUCCCACUGCUGGAAUCCGAACAAGUUACAUUCAUUUUGCAACAAAGAAAUGUAAAUGUAGGAGCGCCAGUCAUAUUUCUGCUCUGAUUGUAAAAACAUCCUUUUCCGAGAUGGAUGACAGCGCCAAGCUAAGGAGAAAUGGUUUAUAUUUUCAAGGAACACAUUCAUUUGGGAACUUUAUAUUUUUCCUUCCAGAGUGACCUGAUAGUUUCACUUUUAUUCUUUUGUCUUCUUGAUUCAUACCUCCGGGAUAUCCGAAAAAUAAACAGUGCCUGUUGAUUGAGUGAGGCGGUUAACCUCUGAUUUAUUGAAGGAGAUUUAGUUCUGGACAAAAGUUCGUGUUCUUGCUUUCAUGCGGCUCACAAAGAAUGAUAAAGGAGAUAAUUUCUUAUGCAGUAAAAUUGUUUUCAUCUGGGCUUUCUGCAGAAGUCAGUUUAUGAUACCUAAAAUAGGUGAGCUUCUUAGGAUUAGAGAGUGUAUGCUCAGUGGAUCAGUGCUACAUAGCAUCUUUUCCCCCAAUUCAAAUAAUACAGUGAUUCUCAAAAUGUUGACCUAAAUUGUUUUUGUAUAAUUUUAUUGAAAUAUGCGUCAACAGAAAGCACUAGUCCUUGUUUGUUGUUGAGUCGCUAAGUUGUGUCCGACCCUGUGGACUGUAGCCUGCCAGUCUCCUCUGUCCAUGGGAUUUACCAGGUAAGAACACUGGAGUGGGUUGCCAUUUUUUCAAAAUGUUGAACAAAAUUGUUUUUAUAUAAUUUUAUUUAAAUAUGCAUCAACAGAAAGCAAUAGUCCUUAUAAUAAAACCAAAAUGCAUUUAAAAUUAUAGCAUCAGUGAAAUUCAAAUAAACCUGAAUGUUAUGUGGUAGAAAAUGAUGUAUUAAAGCCAGUAAGAUGAUGCUCACUUUGGGGUUGAUAAUAGAGGCAUCCAUGCUUUAUGUUUCAUUUGUCAACUUUAUUCUUUCAAUUUUUGAGCACGGGCGGCGGGGGGAUGGGGGGGUCAUCAUUUAAAUGAUCAUUAGCACUGACCUACAAAUCAGUGAUUAAAAAGUUCUUAUCACCCAUUUCCAUCUACACUGACGGCUAACAAGCUGUUGCGGAUUCUCCCAACAGGGUGGGGUCCCCUCAGUGAGUUGUCUGAUGGGACAAGCCUGCCACAGACUUGGAAAUGGGACUUUGGUGUUUAGCCAGAGAUUGCACCAUGGAGACUCCAUGGCCCUAGUCUGUGUUUGAUGUGCCGUCAAACCUCCUUUUGGACAUUGUGUGACAUCGUUUGGGACUCAAGGCAUCAGCACACUUGGAGGUUGGGUCUGGAAUGCCCAUCACCCUUCUGUCUUCCAGGAUUCUGACUGAUGGAGUACAGCUGAAUCCAAUGGACACUCAUGGGUCAGUUUUCUUCCCCAAAGUGACUGAAAUUAUGGAAGUUGCCUGAAGUCACAUUGGGACAUUUAAAUACCUCUUUUCAUCCCCUGAACUGGAAAAUUCCCCCCAUCUCUGGCUCCAUGGAGGACAGAGCCUGCCUCCCGCUUUUGAUUCCAGCUGGCCUGCACCCCUAUCAUGUGGCAGACACCCAGCCAUCCCACCCGCCAGAUGGAGCAGAGAGGACAGGUCCUGCUGGCAGCUGCUUCCCUCAUACUCCCUCCCGCUGCAUCCCUCUAACAAGGUGGAGGGUCCAAAGGCUAAACUCUCACCUGUGCGCUUUAAGGGAGGCAGGUGGGCAAUUCUGUUACUAGGGAGCCAAAGCUGUUAUGAAACUUUGAAGGAUGAGUUGGCUUGCUUUGAGGGCUUCCCUGGUGGCUCAGAGGAUAAAGCGUCUGCCUGCAAUGCAGGAGACCCAGGUUCAAUCCCUGGGUUGGGAAGAUCCCCUGGAAAAGGAAAUGGCAACCCACUCCAGUAUUCUUGCCUGGAGAAUCCCAUGGACAGAGGAGCCUGGCGGGCUACAGUCCAUGGGGUCGCAAAGAGUCGGACACGACUGAGCGACUUCACUUUGGCUUGCUUUGAGAGGAAGUUGUCAUGUGACCAGGUAAAGCACCUUUGCAUGGAUUCGGGGGGUGCUGGGAUGGCUUUCCUGGGGACUGGGGAGCCGGCCCUGACACCUCCCCUUCCCACAAGCACUUCCUGUUGCAGGAACUGGGGUGGGGGAGCCAAGCAGCCCACAGAUCCCCAAAGCCUGUCCCAGUUCACACAGCUUCUGGAGAAAAGACGGGAGGGAUCUAACCUUGACAUCCAGAGAUGAAUGGGACCUUGGCGUCUUUCUCACCUGAGUUCCUAGCUCCUCAUCCCUGCAAUACUCAGCUGAUGAGAAAGCUCCAGACUUGGGUGCCUGAGAUACCCCCGACAUGCUCUGGGGGUAGGGUGGGGAGAGAGGACAAUGGACUUGACUUGGGGCUCAGAGAUGGCUUGGCUUUUUCUCCCAGCCGAACAGCCAUACCUGCAAUCAGCAUUCUUUUACCACAGCGUAAAACCAUCAACUAAUGUACAAAAAUUGAAAAUUGAAACUGAGGGACUUCCCUGGUGGUCCAGUGAUUAUGAUUCCAUGCAGUUUCCACCUCAGGGGGCAUGGGUUUGGUCCUUGGUUGAAGAACUAAGAUCCUGCCUCCUGCACUGCAUGGUCAAAAAAAAAAAAAAAAAAAACUUGGACACAAGAAAUAAUUUAGGGCUGU